UUCUGUUGAAAAGAAAAAAAUGUUUCUAAUUUUUAAACACAACACAACAGAAUUUAAAAUACAAAUUAAAGUUGGAAAUAUUAAUGAUGGAAAUAAGGAAACAGAAGAAGGAGAAUCGAGUGAAUCUUUACCUUCUACAUUAGGUGAACUUCGAAAACAAAUUUCACAAAAAACUCAAUGUGACAUAACAACAAUGAAAUUAAUUAAAAAAGGUAAAUUUAUAAUUGCCCCAAUGGAAGAAUCUUUAGAAAAUUUGGGAUUUAAUGAAAAUGAUAAAAUAUUGGUUAUUGGUGGGAGUUCAAAAAUUGAUGAGGGAAAAGAAAUUUUAAUAAAAUAUGAAAAAACUCAUUUAAUUAAACUUAAUGGAAUUUUUAAAGAAAUUGAUGAAGAUUUGUCUGAAAUGGAAAGAAAUUUUCUUAAAGGAGAAAUGCUUAAUGAAAUGCUUCGCCGAAUGGAAAAACGUUUAAAAGAAUUUACUGAACAUUCCCUUCAACAUUUAGAAGCAAUUGAUGCUUUAAAUAUUUACACAGAUAAUUCUAUUGAAGAACAAAAUCAACGUAAUCGUGAACGUCGAAAAACACUUGUAGACAACAUUCAAGAAUUGCUGAGAGCAAACGACAAAAAUAUUUUACGUUUUGAACAAUACAAAAAAUCGUUAGAAUUUCCAGAUUUGAAACCUUGA
This is a messenger RNA of Meloidogyne enterolobii, 682 nucleotides long. The record is from the annotation of a GenBank genome assembly. NCBI's taxonomy places the organism in Eukaryota, Metazoa, Nematoda, Chromadorea, Rhabditida, Meloidogynidae.